Chilo suppressalis (striped riceborer) is the source of this 540-nucleotide messenger RNA. The record is from the annotation of a GenBank genome assembly. Lineage: Eukaryota; Metazoa; Arthropoda; Insecta; Lepidoptera; Crambidae.
UCAGGUCUGCUGGUGUUGACAGGGGCAUUGUGGGGCUGCACCAAUCCCUUCAUACGUCAGGGUACUAAAGGCCUACGCGAUGUCAAAGCCAAGACUUGGCUAGGCCAGGCUUGGGCGGAAGUCAGCUUCCUACUUGGGAAUUGGAGGUAUGUGUUACCGUGGCUGGUAAAUCAGACUGGUUCGGUGUCGUAUUUGGCCGCGGUGCAGAGGGCGCCACUGUCGCUGGCGGUUCCUACUGCCAACAGUCUCGCGUUCGCCUUCACGGCUGUGGUUGGUGCUGCCGUGGGUGCUGAAGAACCGCUGGACAAAGGUGAGGAACUGGAGGCGGCUGUACCUAUACAUGUGGGUAGGCCAAAGGGGAAGAUCUUCCUCCGAGCUGGGUGAUGGUAGCUCGGGGGCCGCAGCCCGACUGAUAUUGGUCGGGCAUCGUAUAUUUGAACUGUUGGCUACCGAAUUUUACUUGCGUGAAGUAGGCUUCCUUACGUUGUGAACGCAGCGCCGCUAGCGCCAUCUCUUGAGGAGGCGAGUGAUUAUUUCCUC